Trichosurus vulpecula (common brushtail) is the source of this 2675-nucleotide messenger RNA. RefSeq names its product chemokine-like factor. Bases 201 to 737 code for a protein of 178 amino acids. The transcript is spliced from 4 exons. Gene Ontology annotation, cellular component: membrane. The record is from RefSeq and is a predicted model, not a curated record. Lineage: Eukaryota; Metazoa; Chordata; Mammalia; Diprotodontia; Phalangeridae.
GCAUGCGUAGUGAGGCUUCUGGGGGGGGGGGGUGUCCCGAGGCCCGGAAGGCGGGCACCCGGACAGUUUGAGGUGGGGGGGGGAUCGCGCGGCUACUGCCGUUGGCCGAAGGCAAAGGCGGGUGGGGUGCUCUGGAGCUGAGUCGGAGGAAGCCGGGGAGCGGUCAGGGUCAGACCGGCUAGGAAGCCCUCGCUUGUGCCAUGGACUCCCAGAGCGCCUCGGAGGUGGAGAGCAGGACUGUGAUCGAGUUCCUGAGUUCCAUCAAGGGCCUAGUGAAGAUGCUACGGCUGAUUUUGAUUGUAGCAACCUUGGUCAUAUAUGUUCUUACUCAAGCCCCUGAACCAUACAUAGUAAUCACAGCUUUGGAGUCCAUCAGUGCAUUAUUUUUCAUAGUAUUGUAUAUACUGAGACUUGACCUAGUGUGGAAAUGUUUGUUUUGGCCUUUACUCGAUGUUAUAAACUCACUUAUGACCGUAGUGUUCCUUAUGAUUGUAUCCGUUUUGGCAUUAGUACCAGAAACUGAUUUAAUUGCUGCUAUUGGAGGGAUCCUUGGAAUUGUGGCAACUGUGUUAACCAUUGGAGAUGCUGCCCUCAUUUACAGAAAACUUAUGUUUAAUCCAAGUGGUCCCUUCGAGAAAAAGCACAGUCACGACAAAAAGCGACGCUCCCGUCACUCUCGCCACUCUCAUCACUCUCAUCAUAGUUACGAGCCUCAGCCCUCUCUGGAAAAAAAAUGAAAAGUUGUAAUUUUAUUUAUUGUGAAUUCAAAUAUAUUUCUGUAGUCUUUCAUGUUUUCUCUAAAGUGUGAAAUUGGGAAAAGGGGGAAAAAGUAAAAUAGAGAAGAAUUUCCAGUGGACAAAUUCUGGAAACAGGGAGACUGGUAGCAUUUCUGCCUUAGAGGUGGAAGAAUAGGAUGUACUCAAUUCUGUGAUCCUGGUUCUCUCUGAAUGGCAGAUGACUUGGUCUUGAUAGUUGGCUGCUUUUCUCUGUAAAACCAGGGAGUUGGAUUAAAUCAUCACUAAGGUCCCUACCUGCUCUGUAUCCUGUAAUCCUGAAGUUGCCAGUCUCCUUCCAGCCCAGGGUAUUGGGUUGUCUGAAAGCUUAGAAUUAGAACUGGGAUAAGGCAAGAUUUAAGACUUGUACCCCUGCCUGUGUGCAUAGGAAAAUGUAAACUUGUACAACUCAUUCAACAUGAUGAACCAUAGAUUGUUCAAGUUGGAAGAAUGACCUCAGUGGUCAUCUAAUGCAGAGCUUCUUAAACUUUUUCCACUUCUGACCCCAUGUGGGGUCAUGACUCAGUGCAACACUCCUAUUUUAUAUAGGAAAAAUGAGUCUGUCACAGAAUCCCUGCCUAUUGUGAAAAACAGUUUUCUUGCAUUAAAAAUAUGUGCAUUUGUUAAAAAAAAGUCUCAAAAAUUCUUGGGCCACUCCCUACCUUUUCUAUCCUUAGUCCUGAUUCUAUACAGUUGCAUCUAUACUCUCCUCAUGUGUAGUGAGUUGGUAAAGCUUUUAGGACAGAAGAGGAAUACCCAAAAGACUUUGGAUUAUGCAAAUAGUAACAGAAGACAUGUGGUAGUUUAAAGUUUGCAAGUCAUUUUACAUGCAUAUUACAGAUGACCUUGGGAUAGGCUAGAGAGAGUAGCUGUGAGGUGGAGUAAAGAAUUGAUAGAGGGGGAAUGUAAAAGCUACAGGAACUGGGGAAGGCAGAGGAUCACAUGAAGUCUGAAAGUACAGGCUGAUUUCAAGGCAGUAACUCUGUUGCUGCCCACAGCUAAAGGGAUUCAACUAACAUGGGCUGAAAAUAUAAAGUCAGAGCUGAAGCUGACCCUCAUGAGCACAGAGGAGAAUAAGAUCAGAGAAGAAAAGUAGAAGGAAUGGGAGAAAAGUCCCCUUCUCCCUUCCUGUCAUCCCCUGAAUGAAGGUUCUGGAGCUGGUGGUAAUGCCAAGAAGGGAAACAUGGCAGGAACCUCAGUGACUGCUGAUGACUGAUGGUUCCACAGUUUAUCUUAUGAGGAAGGUAGGAGAAGAGGGAGGCCUGAGGUAACAGGUUCCACCUGCAUUUGAAAAGGAGAAAAGACAAAGAGAUCAAGUGCCUAGGACAAGCACCAAGGCGUUCUGCUACGCACUAGGGAUACAACAACAAAAUUAAAAACAGCCCCUGAAGACUUGUGUGAACUGAUGAAGAGUGGAGUGAGCUGGACCAUGGGAACAAUUUAUGCAGCAACUACAUUACCAUAAAGGAAAGCAACUUUGAAAGACUUGGAAGAACUCUAAUCAACGCAGUGUUUGGGUCAUCAGUCCAGAAGACUGAGGAUGAAGUAUGCUUACCACUUCGUAGGGUAUAGGAGCAGGACGAGAUGCAUCUUCACACUACCAAUCUGCAAAUUUGUUUGACUAUUUGUGACCCAGGGGCUGUGGGGAGAGGAGGGGAGAAAUGAGGGAAAAAGCCUAAGUGAGAUAUUUUAACAUGUACAAAAGAGAAGGAUGUUUCAGAAAGGGACAAGCAGGGCAGAGGUGGUGCUACUGUGUCAAAUCUGAUAUAUGCUUUUUUUAAGAAAAGCUAUACAGAAUAGAGAUUCAUGAUUUCCUAGAUAAGCCCCCUUUUCUGUUUGUAUAUUGAAAUAUUUGUGUGUGGUGUUUGUCAAGUUCAUAAUAAAGUAUUUUUUAAAGAACAC